Messenger RNA from Monoraphidium neglectum, 1302 nucleotides. RefSeq lists its product as hypothetical. The record is from RefSeq and is a predicted model, not a curated record. Bases 1 to 1302 code for a protein of 433 amino acids. The transcript has a single exon. NCBI's taxonomy places the organism in Eukaryota, Viridiplantae, Chlorophyta, Chlorophyceae, Sphaeropleales, Selenastraceae.
AUGCUGUCGGCGCUGCUGGCGCCGCCGCCGCCGCCGCCACGUCAGCGGCGCGGGCCCGGGCCGCGCGCCCAGGCCCACAGCCUCUGCCUGCCCUGCCCUGCGGCGGGCGACGCCGCGGAUAAAGAGGAAGCGGCCGCAGCGGACAGCGGCGCCGCGCGGCGCCGCGGGCACGGGCUGUCAUACGAGGUCGCCCCGGCCGGCCCCGGCGUCGCGGCCGGCAGCCACGAGGCCGCGCGGCCGCUGCAGCGGUCUAUCACGCGCCACCUCGCUGCGGGCGGCGGCGGCGCUGCUGCUGCGGCCGCCGCGGCCCCGGGCGCGCCGCCGGCGUCCCAGGAGGCGCAAAACGGCGGCGGCGCCGGAUUGAGCGGCGGGUCGAGCGGCGGGGCGGGGGCGGGGGCGGCGGCUCCGUGGCGGCAGCUUCCCAGCAGCUGCGCGCUGUCCGGCGUGGUGGUGUACACCCCUAGCCGCGUGCACGGGCUGCUGGAUGUGACGCCGAUCCCCUCGGCCCCGCGGCCGCAGCAGCCGCCGGCCGCGGCCGGGCCGUCCGCCCCGCCGCGGCCGGCGCCAAGGACGCUGACGCCGCCGCCGGCGCUGUCGCGCCUCAUGUCGCCGGCAGCCUCCACGCAGUGGCUGGCCCUGGAGGCGGGCUGGGAGUUGGAGCCCUCGUGGCGCGGCGUGGCGCCGCUGGCGGCGGGCGGCGAGGCGGGGGACGCCGACUUGGAGCGGCAGCAUGCCGAGGCGCAGGAGGAGGAGGAGGAGGAGCAGGCGCGGCUGGCGGCUGCAGCGCCCUUGCUUUCGCAGCAGCAGCCGCGGGGCCAGCCGCGGACGCUGCUGCGCCAGGCCUACACGCCGCGGCGGCGCGGCUCCGUCCGGUUCGGGCCCGAGGGCGCGUCGUUGCCGGGCGCGGGCCCCGCGGAAGCGCCAGCGGCAGCGGCGGCGCAGGCGGCGGCGCCAGCGGCGGCGGCAGCCCAGGGUGCGGCGCGUCUGGGCGGCAUCAGCCCCGCGCCUCGGCGGCCCGCGGACGCCCGAUCGGACGCUGUGCUGCAGGGGCCUGGGGCGGCGGCGCUGCCGGUGCCUCAUGCUGACUUUGGCGGGGCUCAUUCAACGCCCCAGCAGCAGCACCAGCAGCAGCAGCAGCAGCAGCAGCAGCAGCAGCAGCUAGCGUCCCCGCUGCAGCAGGCUCAACGGGCAGUAAGCACCCCGGGCGCCGGCACGGGCGCCACUCCCGGCUCCGCCCCUAGUACCAAGCGUAAGAAGCAGCCGCGCACCCCAAAGCCGCGCGCAGCAGAGGGGUUCAUGUAA